AUGGCUACCGUUCGGAUCUGUGUCUGCGGCGACGAGGGCACCGGCAAGUCCAGCCUCAUCACCUCGUUGGUGAAAGGUGUCUUCGUCACCAAUAAGAUUCAGCCUGUACUCCCCCAGAUUACUAUUCCUCCCACCAUCGGAACCCCUGAAAAUGUCACCACCACAACCGUCGUCGAUACCUCGGCCGUUCCGCAGGAGCGCAACAACCUCGCGCGCGAGAUCCGGAAGUCCAAUGUGAUCCUUCUCGUGUACUCCGACCACUAUAGCUACGAACGUGUCGCGCUCUUUUGGCUCCCAUAUUUCAGAUCCCUUGGAGUCAAUGUACCCGUCGUCCUGUGCGCCAAUAAGUCAGACCUAGCGGCCGAUCAUAGCGAGGCGCAGGUGGUCGAGGAGGAGAUGCUACCUUUGAUGUCGGAGUUCAAGGAGAUCGAUUCGUGCAUUCGGACCAGCGCUCGGGAGCAUCGCAAUGUCAAUGAGGCCUUCUUCGUUUGCCAAAAAGCAGUCACCCAUCCAAUCGCGCCCCUGUUCGACUCCAAGGAGGCCUCCCUGAAACCCGCGGCCGUGGCCGCCCUCCAACGCAUCUUUUACCUGAGCGACAAGGACCGAGAUGGGUAUCUCUCCGAUAAGGAAAUAUCCGAGUUUCAAACUCGGUGCUUUGGCAAGUCCUUGAGCGAGGAGGAUCUAGCACAUAUCAAGGACACGAUCCAGAAGAACUACCCGGAGUCCGUGACCGAGUCAGGCAUUGACUGCUGCGGAUUCAUCCAUUUGAAUAAGUUAUAUGCGGAGAAAGGGCGCCAUGAAACAGUUUGGAUCAUCCUCCGUGCAUUUCAGUACACCGAUAACCUCUCUCUGCAAGAGAAUUUCUUGCACCCCCGAUUUGAAGUACCUCCCUUUGCAUCUGCGGAGCUUUCUCCAGAAGGUUAUCGCUUUUUUGUGAACCUCUUCCUGCUCUCCGACAAGGACAAUGAUGGCGGAUUGAAUGAUACCGAGCUCGCAUCACUGUUCGCUCCGACUCCUGGUCUUCCUGCGUCCUGGGCCGAUGGCUCAUUCCCGUCCUCUACGGUCCGCAAUGAGGCCGGCCAUGUGACCCUUCAGGGUUGGCUGGCCCAGUGGAGCAUGACCACAUUCAUGUCCCCGAAAACUACGCUCGAAUACUUAGCCUACCUGGGCUUCGAGUCGUCCGACCGCAGCAAUCCCUCUACGACUGCCGCGUUAAAGGUCACCCGGCCUCGCAAGAGACGGCGGCGUCCUGGGCGUGUCGGUCGCAAUGUUGUCCAGUGCCAUGUUCUUGGAGCGUCCGGAUCUGGCAAAUCCGCCCUCCUUGAUGCGCUGCUCUCGCGUGGAUUCAGUACCACGUACCACCCCACCAUCCAACCUCGUACAGCUGUCAACACCGUUGAGCUGCCUGGUGGUAAGCAGUGCUAUUUAAUCAUGGAUGAACUGGGGGAACUGGAACCCGCAAUCCUUGAGAACCAGGCCAAACUACUCGACCAAUGUGAUGUGAUUGCAUACACGUACGACUCCUCCGACCCCGACUCUUUUGCUUACAUCCUCGCUCUCCGCGCCAAGUAUCCACAUCUGGAGGACUUGCCGAGUGUCUUCAUCGCGCUCAAGGCGGAUUUGGACCGAACAACCCAACGGGCGGAGCACCAGCCCCAUGAAUACACGGCCUUGUUGAACAUGCCCAGUACGCCUCUUCACGUGAGUGUCACUUGGACUUCCAUUCAAGAGGUUUUUGUACACAUUGCAGAAGCGGCGAUGGAGCCCAGCACUGCGUUCCCCCGCAGCGAGGAGGACGUGGAAGGGAAAUGGAUGUCGUGGGGCAUUGCCUUGGGGGCGGUAGUUUGCGCGGGGGCGGCCGCCGUGAUGAUUUGGCGGCGCGUUAGUGGCAGUGGACAGUAG
Penicillium macrosclerotiorum is the source of this 1902-nucleotide messenger RNA. It is a transcript of the gene gem1, whose product is annotated as ERMES complex Ca(2+)-binding regulatory GTPase GEM1. The record is from RefSeq and is a predicted model, not a curated record. Gene Ontology annotation, molecular function: calcium ion binding; GTPase activity; GTP binding. Gene Ontology annotation, cellular component: mitochondrial outer membrane. The coding region runs from base 1 to 1902 and encodes 633 amino acids. Lineage: Eukaryota; Fungi; Ascomycota; Eurotiomycetes; Eurotiales; Aspergillaceae. The transcript is spliced from 2 exons. Gene Ontology annotation, biological process: small GTPase-mediated signal transduction; mitochondrion organization; regulation of mitochondrion organization.